GCAGAUGGACACUUUUGAUCGUAGUUUCGGGUUGUAAUGUCUUGAUGAAGUGAAACUGAAGGCAUUUGGCGCAUAAGUCUCCUGUGAGGCGGAGCAAUGAUCAGAGAGCCAUGACGAUGCAGCAUGUCGUACACAAACCCCGGAAGCAGGUAUUACGGGGAGCUGGUUACCUGUAUCGUGCGGAGUCCUCCUUCUGCCUUUCCAUGGCAGAGGAGCUUUUCUUAGAUGCUGCAGAAUAUGGAAACAUUCCUGAAGUGAGGCGGAUGUUAGAGGAGCAGCCAGAGCUCAACAUCAACUGUGUGAACUACAUGGGCCAGAAUGCAUUGCAGCUAGCAGUUGCAAAUGAGCAUUUUGAAGUCACUAAGCUCCUGCUAAGGAGGAAAGACCUGGCUCGAAUUGGAGAUGCUCUACUGUUAGCCAUCAGUAAAGGCUACAUCCGUAUAGUGGAAGCUUUACUGGGCCAUGAGGCCUUCGCAGACGGACAGAGGCUGACAGAUAGUCCCAGCCAGGUGGACCCACAUGAUGACUUCUUCGCCUAUGAUGAGGAUGGCACACGUUUCUCUCAUGACAUCACCCCCAUCAUACUGGCUUCCCAGUGCCAUGAGUAUGAAAUUGUGCAUAUACUUCUUAUGAAGGGUUCCCGUGUACAACGCCCCCAUGACUACUUCUGCCAGUGUAGGACCUGCAGCGAGCAUCAGAGGCACGACUCAUUCAGACAUUCACAAUCACGCAUCAAUGCAUAUAAAUGUCUGGCCAGUCCUACUUAUCUGUCCCUCUCCAAUGAAGACCCGGUGAUGGCGGCUUUGGAGAUGAGCAAUGAGCUUGAAGUUCUAUCCAAUAUUGAGAAGGAGUUUAAGAAUGAUUACAAGAAGCUAUCCAUGCAGUGUAAAGAUUUUGUGGUGGGACUGCUGGAUUUGUGUCGAAACACAGAGGAAGUGAAGGCCAUCUUAAACGGGGACACUGAAUCAUGUCCAAGCCCAGAGACCUUGGGCAGACAAAACCUAAUCAGGUUAAAACUUGCAAUAAAGUAUGAAGUUAAAAAGUUUGUGGCACAUCCAAACUGCCAACAGCAACUCCUCUCUAUCUGGUACGAGAACUUGUCUGGAUUACGUCAGCAGACCACAGCAGUUAAAAUCCUUCUUGUUCUUGGUGUAGCGUUUGGACUGCCAAUCCUGUCCUUUUUGUACUGGAUAGCACCAUCAAAGUACACUCUUCAGUGUCAUUAUGCUGAGUGGAGUAGAACCUCGGAUAAAAGGGACAAAGAGGCUGUCCUCAAAAAGGCACAAAUGGAGGUGGACAACAUGCCAGGGUUGAGAAGCUCGUUGCCUGAGUUCCUCAGAGUUUUUUCUCGUAGCCCUGAGUGCCAGUCUCCAUUCUCUGACCCUUUCUUGGGAUCCCGCCUGGCGUUUGGAGGUCCACGGAGCCUCCAAAAGACCUCUAAAAGACGCAAGGUCAGGAAGCUAGCUCGUACUCAGUCAGGAAAGAUCUGGAAAGAAUGUAAAGAUAUUUGGUCGCAGGACAUCAGGGAAUACAUCUCAGAGCCCUGGAACCUUCUUGACUUUAGUAUCUUGGCCAUUUUUAUGACAUCUUUCAUUGCCAGAUUAAUGGCUUUCUGGCAUGCGUAUUCUGCCCAGUGUUAUGUUGACAAGCACUACACUGACCUGUCCAACAUGACCUUGCCAUUUGAGAUACAGUAUUUCCAGCUGGCUCGUAUCAACUGGAUGCCAUCGGACCCACAGCUUAUCUCCGAAGGCCUCUAUGCAAUUGCAGUUGUGCUGAGUUUCUCUCGCAUUGCAUACAUCCUGCCUGCCAACGAGAGCUUUGGGCCUUUACAGAUCUCUUUAGGAAGAACAGUUAAAGACCUCUUUAAGUUCAUGGUGAUCUUCAUAACAGUCUUUCUGGCUUUCAUGGUGGGAAUGUUCAACCUGUACUCGUACUACCUCGGGGCCAAAUACAACGAUGCCUUCACAACGCUCGAAGAGAGUUUUAAAACGCUAUUUUGGGCCAUCUUUGGCUUGUCAGAAGUAAAAUCAGUGGUCAUCAACAUCGACCAUAAAUUCAUUGAGAAUAUUGGCUAUAUUCUGUAUGGGGUGUACAACAUCAUCAUGGUGAUUGUGUUGCUGAAUAUGCUCAUUGCCAUGUUCAACAGCUCCUUCCAAGAAAUUGAGGAUGAUUCUGAUGUUGAGUGGAAGUUUGCCAGAGCUAAGCUGUGGUUCUCGUACUUUGAGCACGGCGGAACCCUGUCCGUGCCCUUCAACCUCGUACCCAGCUCCAAGUCUGUCCUUUCCCUCUUGCUUGGGAUAAGGGAACUUAUUUGGGGUGGACCUAAAGGCAAAAUAAAAGGAAAUUCAAAUGAUGAGAUGGAGCUUAAUAAGUUGAGGCAGAAGUCAGAUCUGAGUGUGGAUGCAUCGCUUUGUCCAACCCGUCACCAAAGUAUAAUGAAUCGCCUCGUCAAAAGAUACAUAGUAAAAGCACAGCGAGAUAAAGAAAAUGACGAAAUUAAUGAAGGUGAGCUGAAAGAAAUCAAACAGGACAUCUCCAGUCUCCGCUAUGAGCUGCUGGAAAGGGCCAACCAGGACGUGGAGACAGUGACAAAACUCAUCAGGCAACUGGGAGAAGUCAUGCAUGUUCAGCAGAAAGAAGAGCAGAAGAAUGAUAUCUCUUUAAUUUAUUAAAAUAUGUAAAGAAUAGAGAUGUGUUUACUGGGUGAAGUCCUCUCAAUGUCAAUUUAAAGUCCUCUUAAUGAGGCAUUCAGUCUGGGUCAAAGGGCUCUUAGACAGAUUUUUGGACAAAAACAACUGACAGAAAAAGAUAUUCUGUACUUAAAAUAUGAAAAACAUACAUUUAAUUUCCGCUUUUGUGUAAAUUGAGCCCCUUGGGAGGUAACUCACCAAAUCCUCUUCGUCCCUGUCCUUUUAUCUGUACAGUUAAUCACACUGUGGCACUAAUGUAACUUCUUCUUGCACAGGCUAUGUUACACUAUUAUGCAAUACUGACUGCUAACAUAUGAUGGUGCUGCCGGUUACCAGCUAUUUAUAUGGUUUGAUUCAGUGGCCAUUUUCUCUCUGGAGUAGCAAAGCU
Notothenia coriiceps (black rockcod) is the source of this 3081-nucleotide messenger RNA. Its product is annotated as short transient receptor potential channel 3-like. The transcript has 12 exons. Gene Ontology annotation, molecular function: inositol 1,4,5 trisphosphate binding; protein binding; store-operated calcium channel activity. Gene Ontology annotation, cellular component: plasma membrane; cation channel complex. Bases 111 to 2675 code for a protein of 854 amino acids. Gene Ontology annotation, biological process: calcium ion transmembrane transport; regulation of cytosolic calcium ion concentration; single fertilization. NCBI's taxonomy places the organism in Eukaryota, Metazoa, Chordata, Actinopteri, Perciformes, Nototheniidae. The record is from RefSeq and is a predicted model, not a curated record.